CCACUUUCUCCCACGGCCGCCAUGGUGACAUCCCCCCCCUCCAGCCCGCUUGGCUGCACCACGCCUGCUGCCCAUGUCAUAGCAUCACCACGGCGACCAGCUGCGUCUGGUUCCAUCCAGGCCAGGCCUAGCAGUUGCUGCCCAACGGCUUUUGCUGGGUCCCCCGGAGCAAUGGGGCCCACCCGCCGAGGAUGCUCCUCCCUCUCUUCCAGCCUCUUUGCCUCUUUCCACUUUAGCACCCUCAUGUGCCUCAGCAGCCUAUUUUUCACCUUCCCGAACUGGAGUCCAGCCUCCUCCUGGAGCGGAUGGGUGUGGAUCCAAGGCAAGCGCCGCCCUUCCUCCCAAGUAGGCCCAUUGGGAGUGAGGCCCCAGGCCGCCAGCUGCAGCUGGCUCGCCCUCCACGUCUCCUGGGCCUUUCCCAUAGUCUGCGGCCUUUUCUUCAUCCCAACCAUUAUCUAUUUCCUGCUCACCAGUUUUACAGACACCGGGAUUCUCCGCAAAGGCAUCGAAGAAGAGAUGAUGAACCAAGAAGUCACCAUGAAACAUCUCCAUCCGCACUGGUGCAAUACGUGCCAGCUGUACUGCUUGCCACGCACCUUCCACUGCUCCUGGUGCAACACCUGCGUGGAGGAAUUCGACCAUCACUGCAUGUGGCUUAAUAACUGCAUUGGCUGCCACAACCUCCGGUUCUUCUUCCUCUUUGUGGUUUUCCUGAGCGGUUACGACUUAGCGGUGCUGGUUUCCUGCCUCGCCUACAUAGCGCUCAACUCCAAGCAGGACUUCAGCGUGGAGAAGAUCUGCACAGUGCUGGUGACGAUCCCCACCGCGUUUUAUCUGGUGCCUCUGCUCAUCCUUCUCUGCACCCAGAUUGGCUACAUCUUUGCACCUCGGCACAGGUGCAAGUGUCAGGCUCACGCCGCGCAUGGUGGGAGGAGGCCCUGCAGGCGGCAGCAGCAGCAGCAGCAGCAGCGCUGGGCCUGGAACUGGUCUUCAGCUGCCGGCAACCAGCCAGGAUCACAGUACAGGUUGAGAUCAGCGAGGCCAAUAGCAAAAGUGUCCAUUCUGAAAGGCAGGAGGACCACCGAGCACUGCCAUGCCCCCCACAUGUACAGCUUCAGCAUGGCAGCUCCAGGCUCUGUCCCACAUGGCUGCCCCCAUGACAUGCCCAGGGAGCAGAAGGUGGUCAAGGCCUGGCGUCACAUCCUGUCUGCCGUGGGGAACCUCCUGCAUAGAAGGGGGCCUGGGCAGGGUGUGUCAGCAGAACCAGCUGCCAAGGAGGUUAGCAAGACAAAAACCAUCUGGCAGCUGAACUCCAAUGCCAGAAGCAUGGAAAUCCCAAUGCCAGACAUGCUGGACUCCUUGGAGCUGCUGGAUGAAGACCUCAACACGCACUGGAAAGGCGAGAUCCACAUCAACCGGCGAGCCCUUGCGUCACCCACCGCCACACUCCUCUCCGUCUCCGAUAUCUGAAGGGGAUCUCGGAGGCCCCCCUUCAUCCCAGCGGCCGUGAUUUUGUAAUGGGAAAACUGGAUAAACACAUUUCUAAAGUCAG
This is a messenger RNA of Hemicordylus capensis (graceful crag lizard), 1552 nucleotides long. RefSeq names its product zinc finger DHHC-type palmitoyltransferase 19 (gene ZDHHC19). The coding region runs from base 22 to 1470 and encodes 482 amino acids. Gene Ontology annotation, molecular function: protein-cysteine S-palmitoyltransferase activity. Gene Ontology annotation, biological process: peptidyl-L-cysteine S-palmitoylation; protein targeting to membrane. The transcript has 10 exons. Gene Ontology annotation, cellular component: endoplasmic reticulum; Golgi apparatus. NCBI's taxonomy places the organism in Eukaryota, Metazoa, Chordata, Lepidosauria, Squamata, Cordylidae. The record is from RefSeq and is a predicted model, not a curated record.